Malassezia pachydermatis is the source of this 804-nucleotide messenger RNA. Its product is annotated as low-affinity potassium transport protein. The record is from RefSeq and is a predicted model, not a curated record. The transcript is spliced from 2 exons. Gene Ontology annotation, biological process: potassium ion import across plasma membrane; intracellular potassium ion homeostasis. Bases 1 to 804 code for a protein of 267 amino acids. NCBI's taxonomy places the organism in Eukaryota, Fungi, Basidiomycota, Malasseziomycetes, Malasseziales, Malasseziaceae. Gene Ontology annotation, molecular function: high-affinity potassium ion transmembrane transporter activity. Gene Ontology annotation, cellular component: plasma membrane.
AUGACGAAUACGGGAACAUGGAUUGCCGCAUCGCUCUUUCAAUCAGUGUCAACCCGUACAUGUGGUUUCCAGACUUUUCAAGUCCCCAAGUUGGCCCCAGCUGAGCAAUUGACGCAAAUUAUUAUGAUGUAUAUUGCCGCAUUCCCCAUUAUGUUGACUAUGCGCACAACAAAUGUGUAUGAAGACCAGAGUUUAUUUGCCCAAGAACCAUCUGCUGAGGACGAAGAGGAGAUUGUCUCGUCUAAAGGCCAAGUUGUUUGGGGCCGUUUCCUUUCGUCUCACAUUCGUCACCAAUUAGCCUAUGAUUUAUGGUGGCUGGUUGUGGCCUUAUGGAUUGUUUUGAUGGCGGACCGUGGCCGUAUUACGUCGCUGGACAAUCCCAACCUGACGGUGUUUGGUGUGAUUUACGAAAUCAUUUCCGCUUAUGGCAAUGUCGGCAUGAGUUUUGGCUCUGCUACGAAGGCUGCGUCGCUCAGUGGUGAUUUUAGUGUUUUGUCCAAGCUAGUGAUUAUUGGAUUGAUGUACCGUGGCCGUCACCGUGGACUACCAAAUGCCAUUGAUCGCUCUGUCAUGUUACCGCAUAGGAUGGAACGCUACGAUGAAGAAACGACACGCCGUCAAAACUCACUUCUUGCUCAAGAUAUGCAUAAUCGGACGAUGAGUUUGCCCCGUGCACCUACGCAUACGUCGCUACGCCGUCCUGAUCCUCACGCUGCCAAACUACACACAAUGUAUCAAUGCCAACAAAAUGGUCUUGGUAGUAUGGAGAGAGAAGGUAUCCAUAGCCACGGUACUGAGAUCUAA